CGCCUCCCCGCUAUAUAAGCUUCAGCUUCCGCCCUCGUCAUUCGUCUCCUUCGAGAUUUCUCCCGUUCCCUACGCUUUUAGGGUUUCCUCUGCCUCCCCCUUUCCAUCCUCGACGCUUUUUCUCGAUCGCCGCGAUCCUCUGCCGCACGUCUCGUCUUCUUGGAACGAUCUAUCAGACCCGUACGGACGCCGGCGGAGUUCGGCGUCGCUCCCACCUGCGGCGAUCCCAGAUCCCGAGAUUUGGAUCACUAGAAAUUUCUGUUGCUGGCCGGGUUGUUCUUGAUCGUCUCUGCUCGUAUUGGGUUUGGUUUUGGCUGCGUUCCCUUUGGUGGUGCAAUGACGCCUGAGCAGAAGAUUGUGAAGCCAGAGAGGGAAGGACAAGAUCCCCUUGACAGUAUCAUCAAAGAAGCAAUAGGAAAAGAGCCAUUACUUUCAUUCUCUAGAGCCGGUGAUAGCCCUGUUCAAUGGAUACAGUUGCUCCAUGCACUAGACCAGCAAGGAAACAGCAAAGUUUCUAAAGGUUCAUGGGUGGACAAUGGUGUUGGAGGGAAGGAGCACUCUCUAGAACUCUGCAAUGGUUUGAGUUCUGAAAUGAAUGGGGUUAAGGAAUUCAUUCAUCCUCUGAAAGAUGGUGGAGCCCCUGCAAAAGGGAAAAAGAGCACAUCUGAACAAAUGCAAACUCUCAAAAUUCCUGAAGCUGUUGUUGCCUUUGCUCAGGCUGCUGCAAAGGCGAAUGGUGAGCCUGAAAAAUAUCUUCCGGGAUGGCCCUUGUUGUCACCAUCUAAGGUGCAAUUGCUUAAAUGCGACAAGUGCUCUCGAGAAUUCUGUUCUCCAAUAAACUAUCGACGGCAUGUACGUGUGCACCGUCGGUCUUUGAACAUCGAUAAGGACUCUUCUUCUAAGAAUCGGGAAUUCUUGGCUGCAUACUGGGAUAAGUUAUGCCUGGAGGAGGCAAAAGAAAUCACAUCAUUCACGGAUAUGGCUAUAGAGGAAGUUGCUGGUUGUUCUAUCAUAAAAGCAUUGUCAUCUUGGAUUCGAAAGCCAGGAUUUGCUUCUCUACCACAAAUCUAUGUCAAGGCUGGUUUCACUCUUUUGGAUAUUGUUCAAGCUAAGCCUUCCAGGUUUCCUAUGUCAUCAAGGGAAUUAUUCAACAUUCUUGAUGAUGCAAGUGAAAAGACCUUUUUGUGUGCUGGCACCGCCGUGUCGCUGCAAAAGUUUGUCUUUGAUGGAGAAGCUGGGAAGAUUGCUAUGGAGAUGAAAAAUCUAGUUGCGUGCGUUAGUUUUCUGCUUGAACAGAAACUGGUUAAGGCAUGGCUUGCUGACAAGGAUGCUGAAGCUUUGAGAUGCCAGAAGUUGCUUGUGGAGGAAGAGGAAGCUGCUCAGAAAAGACAAGCUGAGCUCCUGGAAAGAAAAAGGAUGAAGAAACUUAGGCAGAAAGAACAAAAGGCAAAAGACUUUACUGAUGUAAACAAUAAGGUUUCUUUUCCUGGUACUGUUGAGUGUCCAUCUGGUUCCACUGGAACACCAAGUCCAAGGGCUCCAUCGGAGUCUGAGUUGUACACUCAAGAAGCAUCACUUCAUGAAGACCCAUGUUCUUUGGAGCCCACUGGAUCACCUGAUCCUGAUGCGGAAGCAAACUUCAGAUUGAACAUGCAUGCUGAGGAUCCUGAUCAAAAUAUGGAUCACCAAAAGCAAAUGGAAAAUAGCAUGAGGCAGCCAACCACAGUCCAGCGUCUACUAUCUAAACCGGCAAGAACUUUUCGGAAUGGUUUCAACUCAGGUCAGGUUCCAUCUUCAAAGUGUUCCAUUUCAAUGAAACAUGGCAACUACAAGGAUCCAAAGGCUGUUGCAUCAGCCAAUUGGCAUAAAGUUUGGACACGGAAAUCCAAGCCUGAUAAUGAAGAAGGUUCCUCUGACAGAAUAGACAGAAAACAUAGAGAUCAGCCAGUUAUAAUUGAUAAUUCUGAAGUUUUAAUAGGUUCUAUCAGUGUCAUACUUGGACAAAGAAAUGAUCAUUGCCAGGACUCGAGCUCUGUGAGAUCUAGUCAUUAUCAGGAGAAGUUGGCUAAGGCUGAUUCCAUUAUGACUGAUAUCAACCACUCGGGAGCAAAAUUGUGGAAACCAGUGGCUCACGAAGAAAAUUGUGAUUGUGCCACAACAAGAAGUGGCAAGAGAGAGAACGAAAUGGAUGGACACACCGCUGAAACUGCUAGCCAGAUUUCACCUGAUAAGAACUGUCCUGCUUCUGGUGGAAUGGAUGACAGUGGUUCUGAGAGGUGCAAGGAUAUGUUGGUGGUGCACAGAAGCGCAAUUUUGUCAGGACCCAUGUUAUUCUCAAGCAAAGAUGCAGAGGCUUUUCUUGCUCAGAGAUGGAAGGAGGCCACAGCAUCUGAUCAUGUUCAGCUAGUUUUACCUCCAGAAACUGAAGCAUCUUAUGGCUUCAACAACCCUGAGCAUAAUUGCGCUGGGUUACCAAUGAGGUCUUCUGAUUCCUUUGGACGGAGCAUACUUGGUAGUGCAGAGAAAAAGAUGGCUGGGGUGGGCUCAACCGAGCUGCAAUCUGGUGCUUCCAAGCCCAAAUUCAGAUUAAAGCCUGAAAAAAUUUGCAAGCUAAAGUAUGUUCCCAAGCAGAGAAAUAACGCUUUAGGAGAGUAGAUUCCACUCAUUCUCGAGUUUCCAGCAGAGGUUCCAGUUUUAGCAGAGGUCUUCUGUGAUUACAAAAUCGCUCCUUUUUUCUAGAAUUUGUUUGAUUUCUGUUCUCUACUCUCAGACCUCACAAUCAGCCUUGAUUAUUGCUUACGUUUUUAUCUGUAAUAAUUUGCGUUCUGGUGUUUUUAUUCUUGUUCUUUAUGCAUUUUCCCCUCGUCUCUUAUUUUA
Phoenix dactylifera (date palm) is the source of this 2877-nucleotide messenger RNA. RefSeq lists its product as uncharacterized. The record is from RefSeq and is a predicted model, not a curated record. Lineage: Eukaryota; Viridiplantae; Streptophyta; Magnoliopsida; Arecales; Arecaceae.